Molecule: messenger RNA, 1104 nt
Organism: Didymosphaeria variabile
Lineage: Eukaryota; Fungi; Ascomycota; Dothideomycetes; Pleosporales; Didymosphaeriaceae
Exons: 3
Coding region: 1-1104 (367 amino acids)
Molecular function (GO): oxidoreductase activity, acting on the CH-OH group of donors, NAD or NADP as acceptor
Source: RefSeq, a predicted model, not a curated record
AUGCCGAUUAGGAGCGAGUGGACGCUUGCGCGCGAAGGCUGGACACUGGACACCACCACGCGCCUUCUCAAGGCCACGGCUUUCAAUCCCCUUUUCACAGUGCCGCUCAUUCUUGCUGCAAAGUACACCUCGCGGGGCUCGCAGCUCGCCUUUCAAAAUGAGACACUAUUCCGCGCCCUGAGGUCGCUCGCUGCACUGAGUGUGCUGGGCUCCAUCAGCGGCUGGCUCGACGACAAGGUAGUCAACAACUGGAAGAGCGAUGAAUGGGACUGGAAGAAGGAAGUCGUCGUCGUGACCGGCGGCGCGGACGGCAUAGGCAAGAGCAUCGUGCUCCUGCUCGCAGAGAAAGGCAUCAAGGUCGCCGUCCUCGACGUGCAGAAGCUCACAUACGAGGCUCCCCCCUCCGUCCACUACUUCCAAUGCGACCUCGCCUCCAAAGACGCAAUCACCUCCGCCGCCUCUUCCAUCCGCACAACCCUCGGCGACCCCACCGUCCUCAUCAACAACGCAGGCUGCGCCCGCGGCAAAACCGUCCUCGACGCCUCCGAACAAGACAUCCGUCUCACCUUCAACGUGAACACCCUAGCGCACUACUUCCUCGCGCAGCAAUUCCUCCCCAGCAUGAUCGCACAAAACCACGGCAUGCUCGUCACCGUCGCCUCCCUAGCCGCAUACCUCCCCGUCCCCAAAAUGGUCGACUACGCGGCGUCCAAAGCCGCGUCGCUGGCCUUCCACGAGGGGAUAAGCGCGGAACUAGCCACGCAUUAUAAAGCGGAUAAGGUGCGUACGAUUGUUAUGUGUCAGGGGUACACGCGGACGCCGCUGUUUGAGGGGUUCAAGGGGAGCGCGCUGUAUCCUGAGACGGUGGCGGAGGAGAUUGUCAAGGCGGUGUUGAAGGGGAGGAGCGCGCAUUUGAUGUUGCCGGAGAACCACUGGGGUGUUGUGCCUAAGAUAAGGAGUUGGCCGCUUUGGAUGCAGUAUGGACUGCGGAAGGGAUUGAAGAAUCUGAUGGAGGGGUGGCACGGGAGGCAGGUUGCUCAGCCGAGUGAAGCGCAGGGGGAGAAGGGCGUGGAGGAGAGUGGCGUGUUGGUCGAGGAGCACUGA